AUCCUCCCCGUCCGAGUCUCCAGCCGCCGGAAGAGCAGGGCGAGAUGAGCUCCGGGAUGGGGAAGGUGGUGUGCGUCACCGGCGCCUCGGGCUACAUCGCCUCCUGGCUCGUCAAGCUCCUCCUUCACCGCGGCUACACCGUCCGCGCCACCGUCAGGGACACCGCCGACCCCAAGAGAACAUUGCACCUGCAGGCCCUGGAUGGAGCCAAGGACAGGCUCCACUUGUUCAAAGCAAGCUUGUUGGAAGAAGGCUCUUUCGAUGCUGCCGUUGCCGGCUGCGAUUGUGUCUUCCACACGGCCUCUCCCUUUUAUCACAAUGUCAAGGAUCCCAAGGCUGAGUUACUUGACCCAGCUGUCAAUGGAACACUCAAUGUUCUCCGUUCCUGCAAGAAAGCCUCUAUCAAGAGAGUGAUCAUAACGUCGUCCAUGGCUGCUGUUGCCUACAAUGGGAAGCCAAGAACUCCUGAUGUAGUGGUUGAUGAGACAUGGUUUUCAAGUGCAGAGGUCUGUGAAAAGAAUGAGCAAUGGUAUGUGCUAUCCAAGACCCUUGCUGAGGAAGCUGCAUGGAAGUUCGCAAAUGAUAAUGGAUUUGAAAUAGUUACAAUAAACCCAGCAAUGGUCAUCGGUCCCCUGUUGCAGCCUACACUGAAUACUAGCGUAGAAGCAAUAUUGAAGUUUAUAAAUGGUAUGUCUGAUCAUCUUCUACAUAACCCCAAUUUCAGCUUUGGCUGGGUAAAUGUUAAAGAUGUUGCCCUGGCACAUAUCCUUGCAUAUGAAGUUCCUUCGGCAAACGGAAGAUACUGUAUGGUUGAAAGAGUUGCUCACCACUCGGAGAUUGUCAAGAUCAUACACGAAAUGUACCCCAAUUUUCCAGUGCCAGACAAGUGUGCAGAUGACGCACCAUUUGUCCCUAUCUACCAGGUAUCGAAGGACAAGAUAAGAAGUUUGGGUAUGGAGCUGAUUCCCCUGGAGACGAGCCUCAAGGAGACUAUCGAGAGCUUGAGAGAGAAAGGAUUUGUUACUUCUGAGUCAAGCCAUCUAUGAAACCUUCUUUCCUUUGGCGUCACUGGAUGCAUACAUGUUUAUGUACACCUGAAAUAAAUGGAGGCAUAUUGUGCUCUAUGGAUCCGUUGUGUUCUCAUGGAUUCGAGGUUCAAGACGUUCCUCAGAAUGUGGGCAGCCAGGAGCACGCUUAGCAAAUAGAAAGACCCACUACUUAGUGUCGAUGACAUGCUGGUGGACUUCACUCUCUAGUGACAUAUAGUGUGUAUUUCUACAUGAGUUUAUAUGUAUACUAUACUCUAUAGAUAAUUUCUGAAAAUAAUCCAAUUGAGAAGGAAAUGUCUUAAGUGGAAA
Triticum urartu is the source of this 1358-nucleotide messenger RNA. Lineage: Eukaryota; Viridiplantae; Streptophyta; Magnoliopsida; Poales; Poaceae. The record is from RefSeq and is a predicted model, not a curated record.